Molecule: messenger RNA, 439 nt
Organism: Gryllus bimaculatus (two-spotted cricket)
Lineage: Eukaryota; Metazoa; Arthropoda; Insecta; Orthoptera; Gryllidae
Source: the annotation of a GenBank genome assembly
GCCCGCGGCCGCCACGCCCGCGCCGCGCGCCAGGCCACGUGACCGCAAGCACCGCCGCAAGGGCGGGCGCUGGUCCUCGUCCACCUCCUCCUCCUCGUCCUCCUCGUCGUUCGAGUCGUCGUCCUCGUGGGCGAGCGUUGCCGACGGCAACGGGUCCGCCCACCGGGAGACGACGGCCUCCCGCCGCGCCCACAAGCACUGGCACCACGCGAACAGCAGCGGCAGCGGCGGCGGGAGCGAGAGCUUCACCCACCGCGCGAAGCUCUCUCGGGAUUACGUGUUGCACCACAAACACGACCACAACCACAAGCACCACAGCGCCCACCACCCGCACCACCACCUGCACCACCUGCACCGCCAGAAGGCGCGGCCGCCCGAGUCGGCGGCGCAGCUGCUGGGGGAGGCGGGGGCGGGGCCGCCGAAGCCGUCGCCGUCGCCG